CCGCCCGGCGUCACUGCCACCUUAAAGCUACUUUCCAAAAAAGUCUUGGGUUGCUUUGCGGAGAAUUCCAGCCUUCCUUCUUACCAAAUCAAGACAAGCUUUGUUUUAUGUCCUGAGCUGCGGCGUGCUCACCCCUCAUUUUGUGUUUAGGCUCUCCUCUCCGGCUCAUUGAACACCUAUAGCCUUCUCUGUUUCAGACGCGUGCUUGUCCGAUAAACAACUAAGUCACCAUGGAUGCCAUCAAAAAGAAAAUGCAGAUGCUAAAACUGGACAAGGAAAACGCCAUCGACAGAGCUGAGCAAGCCGAAGGAGAUAAAAAGGCGUCUGAGGAUAAAGUCAAACAGUUGGAGGAAGAGCUCCAGGGCCUACAGAAGAAACUUAAAGGAACUGAAGAUGAGCUAGACAAGUACUCUGAAUCGCUGAAAGAUGCCCAGGAGAAACUGGAGCAGGCAGAGAAGAAAGCCACUGAUGCAGAAGCUGAAGUGGCCUCUCUGAACCGGCGUAUACAACUGGUAGAAGAAGAGUUGGACCGAGCUCAGGAACGCCUUGCCACUGCCUUGCAGAAGCUUGAGGAAGCUGAAAAGGCCGCUGAUGAAAGUGAGAGAGGUAUGAAGGUGAUUGAAAACAGAGCAAUGAAGGAUGAAGAAAAAAUGGAGAUUCAGGAGAUGCAACUGAAGGAAGCCAAGCAUAUUGCAGAAGAGGCAGACCGAAAAUACGAAGAGGUGGCCCGCAAGCUUGUUAUUCUGGAAGGUGAACUGGAAAGAUCGGAGGAGCGUGCUGAGGUUGCAGAAGCUCGAGUCAGACAGCUGGAAGAGGAGCUUAGAAUAAUGGACCAGAAUUUGAAAUCCCUGAUGUCAACAGAGGAAGAGUAUUCGCAAAAGGAAGACAAAUAUGAAGAAGAAAUAAAACUUCUAACAGAUAAGCUUAAAGAAGCUGAAACCCGUGCUGAGUUUGCUGAACGAUCUGUAGCAAAACUUGAAAAAACCAUUGAUGACUUGGAAGAUGAGGUGUAUUCUCAGAAGCUGAAAUGUAAGGCCAUCAGUGAGGAGCUGGACAAUGCUUUGAACGACAUGACAUCACUCUGAAGUGCACAGCCUCUCGCCUACUCCAUUCUUCUUCCAGCCUUUCUCUCUUUUCAGCCACUUCCUUGGAAUCUCUGUCUGUUCAUUUACUUUUGUUUUCUGUACACAUUCAUAUGUUGAACCCACUGUCUCUCCAGAAUAUUUUGGACAGAUUAAUGUUCUUAAGUUUCAUCAGUUCUGACCAAGUUAUUAAAUUCUUUAUGCCAUCAAUUCAACAUUUUCAAAUAUAAAUCAUACUGACACUCUGUAUUUGAUGCAAGUUAUUGCCUAAACUUGUCUGAUUUACUUUCUUCUGAAAAUAAAAGGAAUUAACAUUUAAUGAUGCAGAAAACUUGUUAAUUAGAACUUGCAUUUGAUUUGGAGGAUUACAAAGACUUCAUUUACCAAAUAAAAUUGUGGUUACCUCUCUCCCUUUUGUAGUAGUUAAUCUAAAAGUCAAAGGGCAUAUCACAUACACUGUUUUGUGUGCCAUGUCUUAAACAGAUCAAUGCCUACAUGGUAUAGUAAUUGUGAUUUAACACUAAAGUGAAAAAAACAUUCUUGUUUAUUGUUGUGGAAUGGCCCUUAUAAAGGGUUUGUCUUAGCACUUAUUAAAGUUUCCCAUCCCAGCCAAUUCAACGUUACAAUCCUGUUAUGGACAGAAUGGAACACAUAAAAUGAGAUUUCAAAAAUCACCCAAAUUUCACCUACUACAAUUAAGUUCUAAUCCACCUAAUUCAGGGUAUGUUAAUUGGUAAACUUUAUCUUUCCUACCCUUGUACUUUGAGCAAAUGAUAGCACCUAAAUUGCAAAUUGUCCUUUAAACAUUAGACAAAAGGCAGUUUCUUAGCGUCCAUUUAUCAGCUCAUAUCAAAUUUGUUGAUACAUGCACUUCUUUAUAAAACAUUUCGUUUUAUAUAUCUGUCUGGAGAUGUGCAUGUAACUAAUGGUAAAACAGUAAUAAUUGUUGAAAGUCUGGUAAGUGCUGUGUUAUUCAGUGUCUUCCAGUUUUUAAAACUCAUAAAAAUGGAAGCCUUGAACUUUUGGUUAAACGCAGAUAUGUCAGGCUGAUAGUUUUAAUUUUCCAGCAGGUUCAGUAGUGACUGUUGUACACAAAUAUGUCUUAUUUUUCUGUAUCCUAUCACCAGUUGCAUUAAAUGUCUGACUUUAUAGCUUCAACCUGUACUUGAGUAUAUUAUAAUAAAAAGUUGAGUCAAUGGGUUAAUACCUGUAUCCUUAGACUUGAAAAGUUAUCACUAGCUCCUUAUAAUUUCUUUCACUUGAUUUAAUUCUCCUAUUUUCUACUAAUUUCCAUCUUUGUUUUGCAUCUUAUUUUAUGUGACCCCUAAAUGAGAAAAACACUAAAUAAUAGAUGAAAUGUUGGAUGUCUGUAAAUGCCAUAUCCUUGUUCAGACCAUACAACUUUUGUUACUACUGUAUUCAUGUAAGUGUUCUGUAUACAAUAAUCAGUUUAUUAUCAAUGGUAGGCUACAAAGGAGAUAGACCGGGGGUACUUGCAUGUAUUUUCAUAGCUAAAAACAAAAAGUAGAAGAAUACAAACCCAUGCAACAUUUACAUGCAUGAAAGGAAGCAUCUGCUUACAUUAUUUAUUUCAAGUUGAAAUGAGUUAUAUUCAUUGUUUACUCAUCUCCUCUUGCUGUUAUUUUGAUGAAAGUUGUCACCAAUGAAAUUCUGGGUUUUAACCUUUCCAAAAUAUGAAUAGUGACCUUAAAAUUGGCAUCUGUAGUAAUAAAUGACAGAUUGACUUUCAGGCAUUCAUAGAUGGGCAGAGAUUGACCAUUCACAUAUACUGUUGGGUAAUAAUUUUAGUUUGAUCACUAAGAUGAUAUUUACCCAUUUACUAUAAGACAUUCCAAAUUGUAGGAAUGCAGGAAAAUCAAAUAAACAUACAUCCAUCCUGUUCAAAAUGAACAGGAAUUUAUUUGUAGUUAUUUAUUAAUAAAAGACUGACAACCUUUUAGGUACAUGGGUUUAAAAAGAAUAACAUGGCACACAUACUCUUCUUUAUAUAGUCUUCUGUUCUGGUAUAUAACUUCACUUUUGUUUCAUCCCUGCCCCAUCAAUAAAAUAAAAGGAACGCCUUUUA
Polypterus senegalus (gray bichir) is the source of this 3168-nucleotide messenger RNA. RefSeq names its product tropomyosin 2 (beta) (gene tpm2). The transcript is spliced from 9 exons. Gene Ontology annotation, biological process: muscle contraction; actin filament organization. The record is from RefSeq and is a predicted model, not a curated record. Lineage: Eukaryota; Metazoa; Chordata; Cladistia; Polypteriformes; Polypteridae. Gene Ontology annotation, cellular component: actin filament. Gene Ontology annotation, molecular function: actin filament binding. Bases 231 to 1085 code for a protein of 284 amino acids.